Molecule: messenger RNA, 498 nt
Organism: Melampsora larici-populina 98AG31
Lineage: Eukaryota; Fungi; Basidiomycota; Pucciniomycetes; Pucciniales; Melampsoraceae
Exons: 2
Coding region: 1-498 (165 amino acids)
Source: RefSeq, a predicted model, not a curated record
AUGCAGUUUGGUGUUAUCUUUCUAGCCCUCUUCUUCCUCACCAUCAGUCACGUUCAAUGCGGUCCAGAUGAUGAUAUUAAGAAUAGGAAGGUAGUCGCGAUACCUUUCAAAAAGUUCUCAGAUGGACAAACACGAAUCCUCCUGGUGACAAUGAAAGACAACGAGGACAAAGGGCCGAUGUUUGUACGAGGACAUGUCAAGGAACGCGAGGCGAGCAACACCUGGAACGCCGCGAACCGCGAAACGGAGGAAGAAACCGGCUUUGAAAACAAGGUCGGCCAUUCGGGCGAAACUUUCGUAUCACAGCAUCCCAAAAAACGCUUCGACAUUACAAUGCACCCUUAUACUGUCGAAAUCACUAGUGCGGUGUCUAAGGACACAGUAGACAAAGGAAAACGUAGAUUUGAAUGGGUCCUCCCAUCCCAGGUGGAAGACCGCAUAUCAAAGGACGAAAUGGUACAAGCCUGGGGUAAACUAAGAUCCGUGUUCCACGUCUGA